GCCUGCCGAUUGGUACUGUAUCUGCUCUGCGGAGCUGAGACUACUGUCAGUACUGAGGCACCUAACGACGUGACGCCGACGCAAUCGCCAUGGUAAUCCAGUACCAGGCACGAGACCCAGAGAGCAGAAUUUGGAUGGCAGUCACCGUUUUGUCACGGAACGAUUUGAGAGCCAAAGUCAGAUGGACAAACUACAGAAACAUCAUUUCGGAUAUUCCUACCACGGACCUGAGGGUUUCUCUUUUGAAAAGGCUGCUACCUCGUGAACUGAAUAAGGAACUGUGGCCUGGCACUUCGCCGUUCAAUCUGCAAUUGGGGGACAAAUUUCAACUUGUAAAAGGCGACGGUUCAAUGGGCGAGAUUGCUACUGUCAGGACAAACGACCCCUUUCGAGGAAUAAUAACUACAACUGAACACGGAGGAAGGCAGUUUAGGUACGAGCAUAUUGCAGAGGCUCCAGAGCAAGAUACCAAUGUGCCUGUUCCUGUGCAACCUCCAAGGAAGCGUCCCCAGGUUGCUGAUGCAGGUGACUGUGUUGAACCUUCAAGGAAACUUCAGAGAACAUCAGGGAAGCAGAGUGCAGCAGGACCGAUUAGAACAAAGAAAACUGCACCUCCACGGCCAGCAGCACCAACCUCCCAAGGCUACAACUAAAGUGACAAAGAAGAAAGCAACCAUGAUUGCCGGCCAGGCCCCACGCCCUGCUGUCAACUCCAAAGAAGGAGCAAUGAUGUACCACACCAAAACACCAAUUGAAGACCUCGUAGCAUUGGGUUUGCAGAGAUUGGAAGAGAUGAGGGAAAGCAGAGAGGUACCGCCAGAACCAACUGCAACUGCUCCUCGUCAACCUCCACCACCCCCAUCAGCACCUCGAGAACUGGUUCCACCACCUCCACCACCCCCACCAGCUGUAGAAGUAGCAGCCGUUCCUCGAUCACCACCAGCCCCACCUCAACGACGACCAUCGCCACCCAGGGUACCGCCACUCCAACCAGCUCCUCGAUCACCAGCAUCAGUUCCUCAAUCAGCACCCUGACUGCAACCGUCACCCAGAGGGCCAUCACCCCCGCCAUCUCCUCGAUCACCAACGCCACCACCCAGACAAGCGCCACCUCGACGACAACCAUCACCACCCAGAGGGCUACCACUCCGACCAGUUCCUCGAUCACCAACACCACCCAGACGACCACCACCUCGAGGACCACCACCACCAUCACCACCCAGAGGGCUACCACUCCGACGAGCUCCUCGAUCACCAACACCACCACCCAGACGACCACCACCUCGAUCACCAACACCACCACCCAGACGACCACCACCUCGAUCACCAACACCACCCAGACGACCACCACCUCGAGGACCACCAGCACCACGACGGCCGCCACCACCAGCACCACGACGGCCGCCACCACCAGCACCACGACGGCCGCCACCACCAGCACCACGAUGGCCGCCACCACCACCUGAACAGGAAGCACCGGUACCCCCUGCAGUGCUUUCACGAAUUGCUGAAGACCCAGUUGUGGGUUUUUUGUGGGACAAGAUUGUUGAGCUGAAGGAACAAGACAGAAGGAAAACCCAACAGAUCAGCCGCAUGGAGUUGGAAGUGAACCACCUGAGGAGUCUGCACAGCCAGAGUAAUGUCAGAUCAAACCGGGUCUGUAGUAGGGAUGAAAUCACAAGGCGGCUAGAGUUCGUCACAGUUGACGGCAAGAGAACGAUGCAAGUGACAAAGCAGGUGAUGGACUCUCUGCUCCCAUUUGCCCCUUGCCACAGGGACGUAUCGAGGAGACUGGGGAAUCUUCUAUUCCUGAGAGAAGAAAGGAUCAACAGAAAUGUGAUAGGCAUAAGGAAUCCUGCUAUGGACCCAGAGAGGAUGGGGGCCAUUCGCCGUGCAACGUUUGAUUUGUGCCCGACAGGUGGAGAAGGCCAGGAACAAGUCUGGAAGAGGUGUGUGAAAGGGAUCGACGCACAGAAUCGUAACCUUAAAAGACGGACAGUGUGAGGCACAGUGACUUCCAUCGCGACUAUCAAUUUGAUGCACAUGUUCAUUUGUCAUGAUGACAAAGUGAAAAUCUACUAUUCUUGAAAAUAAGUUCUUAAAAUGUGUGCUAUCCCGUAAAAUAAUUAUUAUUUAAAGAAAUGAGCAAGACAGGCUAUUUUUACAUGUAGGUCACAGUUAACCGUUUUUCUAUUUAUAAUUUGCCUUACACGUUUUCGUCGUUUUUUGUGAAUACUACUUUUUUAAUGCCUUUUUAUGUAACUCAUGCGAUUUUUCAUGUUAUAGUCAUAUUGCAAUUAUUAGACUGUUGCAAUGUACUACAUGUAUGACUUUUGCAUCAAAAUUUAUUUAAGUGAAAUAUAAAUAGUCCCAUACAAUUUUCAUUCUAUUAGGAUAGUUAAGACAGACAGCCCCUUUUAGGUCAUAAUUCAUCAUAUCUAUAAAUUACCCUACAAUUUUCACGUAAAAUUUUCUUAUUGAUGAAAAAUAUAAUAUAUAAACUCUUUUGAAAUGGUCCAUACGAGAUUACACGAUAUAUUUUAUGAAGUUUAUUUCAGGAAAUGAUCGAUGUUUUUAGAGAAUAAUUGAAUCAUUUUAGAUUUGUGAAUUACGGUACAUCUUUUUGCAAUACAUUUGUAUGUAACUCAGGCGAUUACAUCUGUCAUAUGCCAGUUGACUGUUGUACUUUUUGUCAUGAAACAAUCUGUAAUAAAGUGAGUUUUUCACUGAUUUUUUAUUAUUAAUUGAAUUAAAGAAUGUUUAUAUGCAAUGUCAA
Messenger RNA from Lytechinus pictus (painted urchin), 2776 nucleotides. RefSeq lists its product as uncharacterized. The transcript is spliced from 5 exons. The coding region runs from base 90 to 653 and encodes 187 amino acids. The record is from RefSeq and is a predicted model, not a curated record. NCBI's taxonomy places the organism in Eukaryota, Metazoa, Echinodermata, Echinoidea, Temnopleuroida, Toxopneustidae.